Messenger RNA from Cuscuta epithymum, 2350 nucleotides. Lineage: Eukaryota; Viridiplantae; Streptophyta; Magnoliopsida; Solanales; Convolvulaceae. The record is from the annotation of a GenBank genome assembly.
AACUAAAAUUAAAACCUCCCAAGCGAACGAAGCAAUUGACGACGCUCUUCAGCUCCCAUGGCCAAUUGAACGAAGCAAAACCUUCGCACAAAUUGGGCCAAGAGAACGACGCUCUUCAGCUCCCAAGCGGCGCUGCUGCUCCCUCCCGACGAAGAAGACGACUCCUCUGCUGCUGACGAAGGCAACGCCACUGCUUCUCUCAACGAAGGGGACGCUGCCUUGCUGCUGUCGACGGCUUCUACGACUUCCGCACGUCGCUGCUACUCCCAACGAAGUCGACGACCGCUGCGCCCUGCUCCCAAGCGACGCCGCCGCUGCUCUCCAUUAGCACUCACGCACGGUUUGCCACUCCGGGUUACGAUGGUUUGCAAAUGGCAUAUUCUUUGAAGUGAUGUGUUGGGGUGGAUAUGAUAUCAACAAGUACUCAUUCUGUACAAAGUUUCAAGAUGAUAAGAGUACCAUGCAAAACAGCGGGGUGAUGAUUAUUGCUGAAGCCAUGCACUUUUCAAGUGCAAAAGAUAAAAAUCCAAUAAUGGCAUCAAUAUCUUACUAUGGUAUUAUUGAUGAAAUUUGGGAGAUUGACUAUACUGGGUUUAGGGAGGUUGUUUUUAAGUGCAAGUGGGUAGACAACAAGAAUGGAGUGAGAACUGACUCGCUUGGUGUUACCUUGGUGAAUCUGGAUACGUUAGCAUACACGGCGGAACCAUUCAUCAUGGCAAACCAAGCAAAACAAGUGUUUUAUGUGACUGAUCCCUCUGACACGAAGUGGUCAGUUGUUCUCCAAGGAAAGCAUCUAUCAGUCAAUGAUGAAAAUAAUGAUCUUGCUUCGGACAUACUUGAGACCCCUUUAUCUACAUUAGUUCCCGAUGUGAUUGAUGAUAAUGAAUUGGAUAAUGUACAAGCAAUCCGUGAUGACCAUAGAGAAGGAUUAUGGGAGAUAGUUUCUGAUAAUAUAGAUGGAUGAUCAAGAGCAGAAUGGAUCAAACGAUCAAGAGCAGAAUGGAUCAAAGAACAAUUCUGGAAAGAAAAAAGGUAGAAAGGCCACUAGCUUGAAGGUUUUGAUUCGUAGCCGUGCAGCUAACCAAAAACUUCCUAUCGAAUUUAAUGAUCGCCAACAAGCAAGGGGACCAAACAAGAGUUUGUUUGUUAGUUUCGUGGCCUUACAAGGACGGAUGAGAGCUAGUAUACUAGUAUCUGAAUGGGAAUCUAUUGAGGAGGGAGUUAAAAAUCAAAUCUGGGAGGCUAUUCAGCUCACUUUUGAUGUCCCCAAUACUCAAAUAUUGAGAAGUAGAUGGGUGGCAUAUGCGGGUAGCCGUUGGGCGGGAUUUAAAACCUAUCUGACAUCAAAUUUCAUAUAUGGAACUCGUUGUGGAGAGGAUCCGACAGAGAAAUAUAAAUGGAUAGACGCUGAAACUUGGAAGCAAUUUGUCCUGAGCCGGAAAGACCCUAAAUUUCUGGAGCGCAGGAAAAAAGCGCAAGAAACUCAGGCAUAUAAUGAUUGCCCCCACAGAUUGUCCCGGGGGGGAUAUGAUUUAUUAGAAGAAAAACUUAUGGCAGAAAAAUUGAAAAUGCGUGAAGAAGCCUCACAGUCAGAUCCAUCAUUGCUAUUAAAUCCACCUUCACCUAUCAGAUUCUUUAUUACACUGGUAUUUGCACAAAUUGUGUACUCAAAAGCACACUACACAUCGGUAUGGAUUUUUUGAUCCUCAUACGAUUCAAGAUGUGGGAAAUAAGCCUGAUGACAUCCGAAGUUACAUAUUGACCCACCUCGGUGAAAAUAAGGAGUGCUAUUUAUUGCCAUACUACUACCCUAAUCAUUGGCAGUUGAUCGUGUUGUGCCCGAAGCAGAACACAAUUGUCUUUUUAUGCUCAUUGGGGAAUAAGCCAAAGAAGAAUAUAAAAAGUCUUUUGGAGUUGGCAAUGCAAGCACAUCAGAUGACCAAAAAUAAAAGGAAUUCUAAAGUGAAAUGGAUUCAACCAAUGUCCCGAAUGCAAAAAGGUGGUUAUGAGUGUGGCUACUAUGUUAUGAGACAUAUGGCUACUAUUGUUUCUGCUGGUAUUGUUGAUUCUUGGAUGAAGGCAUUCAACGUUCAAGAGUCAUUCACUGAUCAAGAAAUCAACGAGACACGAGAGCGUUGGGCGUCAUUUUUCUGCGAAGCUACGAAUAUUUGAUAUAAUUUUUAGACUCUUAGCUAGUUUUUGAUGAGUCUUGUGAACUCGUAGUUUUAGUGAACUCAAAGUUAGUUUUUGAUGAAUGUUGUGAACUCAUACCUAGUUUUUGCUGAAUAUUUUUGGAUCUUUUGGAUCAAGACAAUGUGAAUGUGGAAUUUUAUUCGUUAUGAGUAAUUGU